This is a messenger RNA of Knipowitschia caucasica, 1143 nucleotides long. NCBI's taxonomy places the organism in Eukaryota, Metazoa, Chordata, Actinopteri, Gobiiformes, Gobiidae. The record is from the annotation of a GenBank genome assembly.
AUGGCUUUGAGCAUUUCUUCAAUAAGAGACACAAAAUGGCUGACUCUGGAAGUGUGUCGGCAGUUCCAACGAGGAAAUUGUUCACGUAGUGAUGAGGAAUGCAAAUUUGCUCACCCGCCAAAGAGCUGCCAGGUUGAGAAUGGGAGAGUAAUUGCCUGCUUUGACUCACUUAAGGGUCGAUGUUCUAGGGAAAACUGCAAGUACCUUCAUCCCCCCUCUCACCUAAAGACUCAACUUGAGAUUAAUGGGCGUAACAAUCUGAUACAGCAGAAGACGGCAGCGGCCAUGCUUACACAUCAGAUGCAGCUCAUGAUCCCCAGCUCUGGUCUGCAGCAACUGGGAAUGGCCUCCAAUGCGGGUCUUGGCUAUGGCCAUUACUUAAGCCCCCUGGCCCACAGCAUGAACCUGCUUCCUACAGAGAUGCUUCAAAGCAGCUCUAUGGUCAUCCCAGGGAGUUCACCUAUGACAGUGCCCAACUGCUCCUCAUCGCCCUCACAGAAGCUGCAGCGCUCAGACAAACUAGAGGUGUGUCGUGAGUUCCAGCGAGGGAAUUGUGCAAGAGGAGAGACAGAUUGCCGAUUUGCUCAUCCCUCCGACAGUCCAGUGAUUGACACAAAUGAUAACACAGUAACUGUUUGCAUGGACUACGUCAAAGGACGCUGCUCCAGAGAGAAGUGCAAAUAUUUUCACCCGCCCGCACACUUGCUCGCUAAAAUUAAGUCCAACCAACAAGUCACUCCGACCGGCAUGACAGCACAGACUGCUGCAGCUAUGACUCAGUCGACUGCCAAAGCGCUGAAGCGACCCCUCGAAGCAACAUUAGACCUGGGGUUUCCUAACAGCACCUUGCAGCCCAUAACAAAGCGACAAGCUCUAGAAAAGAGCAGUUGGAGCGGCUCUCUCUUCAAUCCCAGUCUUUUGCAUUACCAGCAGGCACUGACCAAUGCACAACUGCAGCAGCAGCAAUCAGCUGCUUUUUAUCCCACAGGGUCAGUCUUCUGCAUGUCUCCAACCACUAGCAUGGAUCAUUCUCAAGUAACUUUCAGAAAUGGAUAUGCCUGCCAUGUUGCAGCAAUGGAACUACCGAAACAGCAGCUUUGUAAAUACAGCCUCACAGUCGACUGCAAGCCGCAUGACACUUAA